AUGCAUUCGUUCCUUAGUCGAUUAAAUACUCUGUUUGCCUUUACCAUCAGUGUUCUCGCUGCUCUCACUCUCGGUGUAUUCAUUUCGACAUAUUUCGAGCAAUAUCAUGGAACGGUAUCAAUUAGUGCUAAUAAACCCAUUGUAAAACAUAUGACUGAUUUCUCGGCGAAUCGAAAGAAAAAUGAUCUCGGUGUGUUACAAUUGGAUAUGGAUAUGAAUCUGAAUCCAUUGUUUGAUUGGAAUGUCAAACAAUUAUUCUUGUAUUUGACUGCGGAAUACGUCACACCAUCAAAUAGUUUGAAUCAGGUUGUUCUCUGGGAUAAAAUUAUUCAACGAGGUGAAAAUGCUCAGUUAAAUAUGCGUGACGUGGCGACGAAAUAUUAUUUCUGGGAUGAUGGAGAUCAUCUUCGGUCGAAUAAUGUGACGUUAACAUUGGCAUGGAAUAUCAUUUCAAAUGCUGGCCGUUUGCUUCAUGUUCGAGCGGAUGGUUCGUCAUCUUUCAUAUUUCCGGAUGAAUACGUAACAAGUCGUGGAAAGAAUUCUGGCCGAGAAUAG
Messenger RNA from Adineta ricciae, 555 nucleotides. Lineage: Eukaryota; Metazoa; Rotifera; Eurotatoria; Adinetida; Adinetidae. The record is from the annotation of a GenBank genome assembly.